Messenger RNA from Scatophagus argus, 2494 nucleotides. RefSeq names its product solute carrier family 1 member 2b (gene slc1a2b). NCBI's taxonomy places the organism in Eukaryota, Metazoa, Chordata, Actinopteri, Scatophagidae. Gene Ontology annotation, cellular component: plasma membrane. Gene Ontology annotation, biological process: L-glutamate transmembrane transport. The record is from RefSeq and is a predicted model, not a curated record. Bases 426 to 2135 code for a protein of 569 amino acids. Gene Ontology annotation, molecular function: neutral L-amino acid transmembrane transporter activity; glutamate:sodium symporter activity; L-glutamate transmembrane transporter activity. The transcript has 11 exons.
UACUCAUGAGCAGGUUUUGCGAACCAGGGUGUGUGUGUGUGUGAGAGAGAGAAAGAGCGUAUGUGUGAGAAAGGUUGAAAGAGAGGUGAUUACGACAUAGGCUACAUCUUCAACCAACGGGAGCUGGCAUUCCAAUGCAGGAGAGACAAAGAGGGGGAAAACGGGCGGAGGUGGGUGGAGGGAGUAAAGCGCCGAAGAAUGAUGUGAGGCAGAGCUCAUUCAGUGGGAUCGUUGAGCUGCGGAGCUCCACGGAUUUUACUCACAGAAAAUCCCUCCGUUUGGUCUGUGAAGCGCGCCUGUCCCGGACCGCCGUGCGCUCUGCAGCUCGCUGUGGCUGACCCCUUUGAAGCGGAUGCUGCAAGACCCUGCAAGGGGACAAGACCAAAAACUUUUUUCACCCUGGUUUUCAACAAAGUGCCAACAGUAUGCCGAAACAAGUUGAGGUGAGGAUGCACGAGAGCCACCUGGAGCCCAUUGAGGCCAGGCCUCAGUCCAAAUGUGCCAAAAUCUGCUCCAAGAUGUUCAAGAACCUUCUGCUCACACUCACAGUCCUCGGAGUGAUCUUGGGAGCUGUAGCAGGGAUGUUGCUUCGUGUUGCCUCUCCAAUCCACCCAGACAUUGUCAUGGUGAUUGCUUUUCCUGGAGAUAUCCUGAUGAGGAUGCUGAAGAUGUUGAUCCUGCCACUCAUCAUUUCCAGUUUAAUCACAGGUCUGGCCGGUUUGGAUGCCAAAUCCAGUGGUCGCCUGGGCACCAGAGCUAUGGUCUACUACAUGACCACCACUGUUAUUGCUGCUAUCCUGGGAGUAAUCCUGGUGUUAGUCAUCCACCCUGGCAACCCCAAACUGAAAGAGAAUCUGGGUGAAGGAGAGAAAAAUGAUGAUGUGUCCAGCUUGGAUGCUUUCUUUGAUCUAAUCAGGAACCUGUUCCCAGAGAACCUGGUGCAGGCUUGUUUCCAACAGAUCCAGACGGUCACAAAGAAAGUUGAGGUCGUGGUUGAAGAGGAUGUCAAUGCCACCACUGUGGAGGGCCUAGUGGCUAACAUUACCAAGGAGCCUCAGUAUAUCAUCAAAAAGUCCCUGCAGUUCAAAAGUGGCAUGAAUGUACUGGGUCUGAUUGGUUUCUUUAUUGCAUUUGGCAUCUGCAUGGGCAAGAUGGGAGAGAAGGCCAGACUCAUGAUUGAAUUCUUCAACAUCCUCAAUGAGAUUGUGAUGAAACUUGUCAUCAUGAUCAUGUGGUACUCUCCCUUUGGUAUUGCCUGUCUCAUCUGUGGUAAGAUCAUCUCCAUCAAGGACCUGGAGGUGGUGGGCAGGCAGCUGGGCAUGUAUAUGGUGACUGUGAUUAUUGGCCUCAUCAUUCACGGAGCGAUCUUCUUGCCCAGCAUUUACUUUGUUAUUGUCAGGAAAAACCCUUUCACCUUCUUCCUGGGCAUCUUCCAAGCCUGGAUCACUGCCCUGGGGACAGCCUCCAGUGCUGGUACACUUCCAGUCACCUUUCGUUGUCUGGAGGAGAACUUGGGUAUUGACAAAAGAGUCACUCGUUUUGUGCUCCCAGUCGGUGCCACCAUUAACAUGGAUGGAACUGCUCUGUAUGAAGCAGUGGCAGCCAUCUUCAUUGCCCAAAUGAACGGCAUCCAGCUUGACCCUGGUCAGAUUGUCACUGUCAGUCUGACAGCCACCCUGGCCAGUGUUGGAGCAGCCAGUAUCCCCAGUGCCGGCCUGGUGACUAUGCUCUUGAUCUUGACUGCUGUAGGCUUGCCGACCCAAGAUAUCAGUCUGCUGGUUGCUGUAGACUGGCUGCUGGAUCGAUUCAGGACCUCGGUGAACGUGGUGGGUGAUUCCUACGGUGCAGGCAUCGUGUACCACAUGUCCAAGGCAGAACUCGAAGAGCUGGACGCGCACACGGCUAAAUCAGAUGACAUUGAAAUGAUGACGAAGACCCAGUCUUAUUACGAUGACAUGAAGAACCACCACGAAAACAAUUCCAACCAGUGCGUCUUAACCGCUACCGCUACCACAACUGCUAGCGCUACUGCUAACAAUUCUGUCGUAGUAGAUGAAUGCAAGGUAACCUCAGCCACUAACGGCUCUGCUGCGGAGUGCACGCUUGUUGAGGAGGAACCAUGGAAACAUGAAUAAUGGCAGCACAGAGAUCCCCUGCUCCUGGGCUCCACAAGCUUUCCUAUCUGGCGAUAAGAAAGAGCGAAUGAAAAAAAAAGUCACAAGAACAGAACUACUAAUUGUUUUUUUUAAAUGUAGUUUAGUUUUCUUUUUUUUAUUAGUCCCUUUAAAAGUUUUUGUAACUGUCUAUCUGACUGAUAAAUAAUACUAAUUCACUUAACCGUGAAAUGAUAACAGAGGUAUACCUUUAUCUGUUAGAGCACAAUUAUGUCCUAUAUAGCACAUACUUGCACAGCAUACUUCAAGGCUUGGGGAGGGAAGGAAGAGAAAAAAAAAGUUAGAUAAGCUAUUCCUAGCAAUACAUCUCAGUUCUACAC